UUAAAGCAAAUACAGAUUCUCAUACAAAUUUUCAUUUGUAAAUUAAUUUGCUGCAAUUGUAAUUGAAUCAAUGUCAGAAUCAAUGACUGACAUAAUACCGGCAGUUCCCCGCGAAGAACUGUGUGCACUGCAAACGGUUAUAUCGAAAUUGGAAGACCAUUUAAAAACUACCAAUGUAAAACUUUUCAAUUUUCGGAAGCUCAUCAGAACCGAAUCGAACAUUAAAUCACGCAAUAUUUACUUGAGUAAAGUAUAUUCCAUGGUUAAAGAGCAACACACAAUACAAAGAAUACUGGAAAAUUACCAAACAAAGCUGAAAGAUUUGGAAGCCCGAAAUAAACAGAAAUCGGAUGGAACGAAUAAUCAGCAGCAUACUAAAAAUGCUAAGCUCUUCGAACUAUUUCAUAAUUAUGAGCCAAUAGAAACAAGAUUUGAGAAUAAGCAGGUUAAGACUUGUGAGCCUUUGGCUCUUGCAAAAAAGCGCAAGUCUGGAGACGACGGGAAAAUUGAAGAUCUUAAAGAUGCCAGACCCAAGCCAAUUGUCAUUAAUAACCAUGGCGAGACGAUGAAAUUCCUAAAAGCUCACGUUAAGAAGCGCAUUAUAGAAGGGGAACAGAAAUCAAAAGUAGAGUUUACAAUUCCUGUAAUUAAUAUAGUGGAUGAUUCAGUGCAUGAAGCUCACAUAGUGGAGGAUACAGUUGGUAAAGCUCAAAUGGCAGAGGAAACGAAGGAUAUAGAUGCUGAAGCUCAGAUGGAGAAGGAACCGAAACAUGUAGAUGAUGGGGUUCAGAUGGAGGAGGAAGCGAAACAUGUAGAUGAUGAAGUUCAGAUGGAGGAGGAACCGAAAUAUGUUAACGAUAAAGGUAUAAUGGUGGAGGAAACAAAGGAAUCAACGCAUUCUAAUAUAACAACAGAUCGAUUAGGACCGGAACAUCAAGCUACAAAUAAAGAAGAUGACAUUACGAACGCCAUCUCCAUCGACAAUCAUGCCGAGGCUAUGCAAUGUUUGAAGGCCCUGCAAGAAUAUGCCAUGCUGAAUGAGAAUUUUCGUGCUAUUGGACUUUUAACGGAAACGGAAAAAGCAUUCAAAAGUCCGCCGAACCUUUCCGACUUUGAGCUAUAGCAAUCGUGAUAUGUCUAUAUGCAUGUAAAUAUAAGUGUAAUUAGGUCAA
Molecule: messenger RNA, 1172 nt
Organism: Drosophila novamexicana
Lineage: Eukaryota; Metazoa; Arthropoda; Insecta; Diptera; Drosophilidae
Exons: 4
Coding region: 71-1123 (350 amino acids)
Source: RefSeq, a predicted model, not a curated record